UAUCGGCCUGGUUCAGAACGAGGGGAGCUUUGGGGUGGAUGACUCAGGUUGAAAUCAAGACUUACGCCUGGAUCAGGAAAGAGAAAACCGCCUCGGUGGUUAAGACCUUUGUUUUUCAGGGUACACUUUGAACCUUGGUACCCGCUGUGCUUCUAAAUAGAAGGACGGACUACUUGCAUUAUGGUGUACUGGAGGAGUGCUUUUACUGUAGCGGUUCUCUGCGGCUUUGUCGCGGCCGGUCCGGACAGCAGGAGAGCCCCAGUGUUCUUGGAUAAGGAGGAUGCCAGUGCAGUCAUAUCCAGACAGAAGAGAGCUAAUGAAGGCAAUGAGGAGUCACUUCCGGCUAACCUGGAGAGGGAGUGUGUUGAGGAAGUGUGUAACUAUGAAGAGGCCAGGGAAGUGUUUCAGGAUGCCUACCGUACAGAUAUUUUUUGGUCAGUCUACGUAGAUGGAGACCAGUGUGCUGGUCAGCCAUGCAAAAACGGGGCCAUGUGUUCAGACAGUGUCGGUGGAUAUGACUGUAUCUGUAAGAGCGGCUACUCUGGAGUCCACUGUGAAACAGAUCAGACAGUGUGUGUGGUGGAUAAGACUAAAGGCUGUAGUCAGUUCUGUAAACCAGGGUACCAAUCAUAUGAGUGCUCGUGUGCACGAGGCUGGAAGCUAAGCGGCAAGGAGAAAUGUGUCCCAGCAGUGUCUCAACCCUGUGGGCAGGUGAGCAGCUCCAUUCAGUGGGAGAGCAGACAGUCAUCCAACAUCAGAAAUGACUAUGACGGAUUGAACUGUAUGACUGGCGAGUGCCCCUGGCAGGCACUGUUGAAGAGCCCAGCAUCUGGUUCCUUCUGCAAUGGUGUCAUCCUGAAAGAGAAUCUGAUUCUGACCACCGCUUACUGUGCCUCCAAACACAAUGACAUCCAGGUGGUUGUUGGAACACGUAGGGUCACAUAUGAAGUGGGAGAACAGACCCUGUCUGUGAAGAAGGUCCAUGUUCACCCUCUCUUUGUGGCGGACAGUCCAGAGAAUGACUUGGCACUGGUGGAGCUUCAGACUAGUAUCAAUAUUAAGAACAGCGUCAGAGCAGCCUGCCUACCGGAGCGAGACUUCGCAGACAGUGUUCUCUUGACGGGAGAGUGGAUGGGGAUGGUAACAGGGUGGAAGGACGUUCCCGACGCCACUGAACUUCAGGGGGAUCUCAGACUAAACCAUCUGUCUUACAAGAGUUUCUCUGACUGCAAGCAACAGCACCCUGGUCUGAUGACCAAUAAGAUGAUAUGCACCAUGCCACGGCCCAAAGCAGACUGUUUCUUUAGCUCUGGCAGUCCUGUUCUGACAGUGUACCGUGACGUGUUCUUCCUGACGGGUGUGGUCAGCAGAGUUCCGGGGAUGGAGUGUAACAAAGGAUACAUUCUACAGAAAGUCUCUCGAUUUCUCCCCUGGAUCAACUCAGUUCUGAACACUGCUUAGAAAGCACAGAGAUAAAAAAGCAGUGUGUUCCCUGCUUGUUUGUUUUUGUCCUUCUCUCAUUCCCAAUCUUUAACGUUAAUCCUUUAAUCUAGACCUUGGAUCAGUGUUAAAAAGAACAGGAGGAGGAGGUAAACUGAUGUGCUAAUUUAGUAUUUCAGUAUUUUUAUGUAUACAGUAUUAGAUUUUUUCCACAAGGGGGCACACUUGUCCUAACUACACUCUACUAGCAGAGGCGCAUACGCAGUUGAUACAUAGACACUAGCAAAGAGCCAGAGAAAAGCACAUAGUUGGCAUGAAUUUGUGUGAUAGUCUGAACCAACAGUGCUCUGAGUAGAGAUUUAACAGCCCUGCUCACAUCAUUAUAAGUGUCUGUUCAUUCCUUUACACUGAGUGUGUAAUUGGACAUAAUGUUGGAUCAGAUGAGUCCUAAUUAAAUCUCAAAGGUCUGUUAAACUGGG
Messenger RNA from Chanos chanos (milkfish), 1919 nucleotides. RefSeq names its product protein Z, vitamin K-dependent plasma glycoprotein a (gene proza). Gene Ontology annotation, molecular function: calcium ion binding; serine-type endopeptidase activity. The coding region runs from base 181 to 1461 and encodes 426 amino acids. The transcript has 10 exons. NCBI's taxonomy places the organism in Eukaryota, Metazoa, Chordata, Actinopteri, Gonorynchiformes, Chanidae. Gene Ontology annotation, biological process: blood coagulation; proteolysis. Gene Ontology annotation, cellular component: extracellular region. The record is from RefSeq and is a predicted model, not a curated record.